ACAAGCAGGGCUUCACGCGAGCGCGAGCGGCAGCGAUGUCUCCUUCCAGGGGCGGCGAGAUGGCCGCAUUUGAAAGGCCCGGCCGAAUUCAAAGGCACGGGUGCGCCUGGCCGGCCAUGGGCCAGGUGCUGCUGGUCUCGCUGAUCUGCGGCCUCGCCGGCGCGGCGGAGGUGAGGCUGGAGGACCUCUCCAACGCGCAGCUCAUCGAGGUGCUGUCCCUGGAGCUCAUGCAGCAGGAUCAGAAGGCUCCGGAGGAGCUCUAUCACCUGAACGAGUUCCAGGAGGUGUCGGAGCUGGACUGCGGCAUGCGGCUCUUCUACCUCAUGAACCAGACGGUGACGGUGCGCGAUGCGGUGGCGAAGCUGCACGAGGAUGUGCUGGGCCUCAGCGGGCUCUUUGUGCAGCUCAUGCGCCGCGCGCCUGAGGAGAGCACCUGGGUGUGGCUGGUGGCCACUUCUCAGGAGCGCGCCCUGCAGAAGGUCCAGAGCUACUACUUCCGCGUCAUGGCGCUCGCCGUGGACCAGCACCCCUGCCUCAAGGCGGUGGUGCGCGAUGCCGUGCUGCACGGGGUGGAGGGCUGGAAGCAGCUGCAAGUGGACCUUCUCGCGCUGCAAUGGCAUAGCUUCGCCUUUGGAAUGUACAAGGAGCCCGGUUUGGAGGACGAGCCAGGUCCCGGCAAAGCGGCUGUGGCAGCUUCGAAGUCCGAGGAGAGCUUCCUGGCGAGCAGCUUCUGGCUGGCCAAGCUGCGCACCUGGCUGGAAGGCCACACGGAGGACCUCUACCAGGCCAUGCUUGCGCUCGAGGGACAAGAGGUUUCUGGCGCAGGGCCCAUCCGCCUGCACCACCAGGACGAGCACGGCUCCUUUGUAACCUAUGAGUUCCUCCGCCGCAAGGUCUUCAAGCAGUGGGCCAUUGACAAGGGCCUGGUGCGGGGCUUGCUGCGGCACGUGUGGCAGCCUUCCUUGGACGGAACGCUGAGCGUCGGGGACUUCGGGGCAGGGGGUGGGCACUACAGCAAGUGGCUCAACGAGACAGGGCUUGUCGAGGCUUUCGCCUUUGACGGCACGCACCAGGCGGCGGAGCUUACGGACGGCCUGGUGCAGGAGGUGAAUUUGGUGCAGGAGAUGCGGCUCUGGCGGAGCUUCGAUUGGGUUCUCUGCCUGGAAGUGGGCGAGCACGUGCCGAAGCAGUACGCCGCCACCUUGCUGUCCAACCUGAAGCGCCAUGCGCUCCAGGGCCUGGUGAUGAGUUGGUCGGACGACUGGGAGGGCAUCGGCCACGUGAACUGCCUCUCGCGGGAGGAGUUUGUGGCCUUCGUGCAGCAGAGCACCGGCUUCGUGCUGGAUGAGGUGGCCACGGAGGCUGUGCGGAGCGCCUGCGAGAUUGACUACAUCGCCAGGACUCUGGCGGUGUUCCGAGCCCCGAAGGGAAGGAGCGAGCUGUAAAACGAUGCGCUUGCA
This is a messenger RNA of Effrenium voratum, 1460 nucleotides long. Lineage: Eukaryota; Dinophyceae; Suessiales; Symbiodiniaceae. The record is from the annotation of a GenBank genome assembly.